AUGGCCUCAGCCCAUACUUCGCUGCUCCAGCUCGAGGCCUCUACUUUCCAGGCCACCGUGGACAGGGCAGGAAGUGAAGUAGAGAUUCCAGAUCUGAAUGACCCUUUGGGACAACUUGAUGGACAGGACAGCCCGAUUCCAACUCUGAAAGGUUACUUUCUGAAUUUUCUGGAGCCCGUAAACAAUAUCACCAUUGUCCAAGGCCAGACAGCAAUUCUACACUGCAAGGUGGCGGGAAACCCUCCCCCCAACGUGCGGUGGCUGAAGAACGAUGCCCCGGUCGUGCAGGAGCCGCGGCGGAUAAUCAUCCGGAAGACAGAAUAUGGUUCUCGACUGAGAAUCCAAGACCUGGACACGACAGACACGGGCUACUACCAGUGCGUGGCCACCAACGGAGUGAAGACCAUCACUGCCACCGGAGUCCUGUUCGUGCGGCUGGGUCCAACGCACAGCCCAAACCAUAACUUCCAGGACGACUCCCACGAGGACGGGUUCUGCCAGCCUUACCGGGGAAUCGCCUGCGCGCGCUUCAUCGGGAACCGCACCAUUUAUGUGGACUCGCUUCAGAUGCAGGGGGAGAUCGAAAACCGAAUCACAGCGGCCUUCACCAUGAUCGGCACCUCCACGCACCUGUCGGACCAGUGCUCGCAGUUCGCCAUCCCGUCGUUCUGCCACUUCGUGUUCCCGCUGUGCGACGCGCGCUCCCGGGUGCCCAAGCCGCGCGAGCUGUGCCGAGACGAGUGCGAGGUGCUGGAGAGCGACCUGUGCCGCCAGGAGUACACGAUCGCGCGCUCCAACCCGCUCAUCCUCAUGCGGCUGCAGCUGCCCAAGUGCGAGGCGCUGCCCAUGCCCGAGAGCCCCGACGCAGCCAACUGCAUGCGCAUCGGCAUCCCGGCCGAGAGGCUGGGCCGCUACCACCAGUGCUACAACGGCUCGGGCACGGAUUACAGAGGCACCGCGAGCACCACUAAGUCGGGGCACCAGUGCCAGCCGUGGGCCCUGCAGCACCCCCACAGCCACCGCCUGUCCAGCGCAGACUUUCCCGAGCUCGGAGGGGGUCACGCCUACUGCCGGAACCCUGGAGGCCAGAUGGAGGGCCCCUGGUGCUUUACACAGAAUAAAAACGUGCGCGUGGAGCUGUGUGACAUACCCUCGUGUAGUCCCCAAGACGGCAGCAAGAUGGGGAUUCUGUACAUCCUGGUUCCGAGCAUCGCGAUUCCGCUGGUCAUCGCUUGCCUUUUCUUCUUGGUCUGCAUGUGCCGGAAUAAGCAGAAGGCUUCUGCGUCCUCACCGCAACGCCGGCAGCUCAUGGCCUCGCCCAGCCAGGACAUGGAAAUGCCUCUCAUCGGCCAGCACAAACAGGCCAAACUCAAAGAGAUCAGCCUGUCGACGGUGAGGUUCCUGGAGGAGCUGGGAGAAGACCGCUUUGGGAAAGUCUACAAAGGCCACCUGUUCGGGCCUACCCCUGGGGAGCAGACCCAGGCUGUCGCCAUCAAAACGCUGAAAGACAAGGCAGAGGGGCCGCUCCGGGAGGAGUUCCGGCAUGAGGCCAUGCUACGGGCGCGGCUGCAGCACCCCAACAUCGUCUGCCUGCUGGGCGUGGUGACAAAGGACCAGCCCCUCAGCAUGGUCUUCGGCUACUGCCCGCACGGCGACCUCCACGAGUUCCUGGUCAUGCGCUCACCGCACUCGGACGUGGGCAGCACCGACGAUGACCGCACUGUGAAAUCUGCCCUGGAGCCCCCCGACUUUGUGCACGUGGCGGCGCAGAUCGCGGCAGGGAUGGAGUACCUGUCCAGCCACCACGUGGUGCACAAGGACCUGGCCACCCGCAACGUGCUCGUGUAUGAUAAGCUCAGCGUGAAGAUCUCAGACCUGGGCCUCUUCCGAGAGGUGUAUUCUGCCGAUUACUACAAACUGCUGGGGAACUCGCUGCUGCCCAUCCGCUGGAUGUCCCCGGAGGCGAUCGCGUUCGGCAAGUUCUCCACCGACUCGGACAUCUGGUCCUACGGCGUGGUGCUGUGGGAGGUCUUCAGCUACGGGCUGCAGCCCUAUUGCGGGCACUCCAACCAGGACGUGGUGGAGAUGGUGCGCAGCCGGCAGCUGCUGCCCUGCCCAGACGACUGCCCCGCCUGGGUGUACGCCCUCAUGGUCGAGUGCUGGAGCGAGUUCCCCGGCCGGCGGCCCCGCUUCAAGGACCUCCACGGCCGGCUGCGGGCAUGCGGCAGCCUCUCCAACUGCACCAGCUCGGCGCAGACCUCGGGCGCCAGCAACGCCACGCAGACCAGCUCGCUGAGCACCAGCCCCGUGAGCAACGUGAGCAACGCCCGCUACCAGGGGCCCAAGCAGAAGGCCCAGCCCUUCCCGCAGCCCGCCUUCAUCCCCAUGAAGGGCCCAGUCAGGCCCCUGGUGCCCCCGCCGCAGCUCUACAUCCCGGUCAACGGCUACCAGCCAGUGCCGGCCUAUGGGCCCUACCUGCCCGGCUUCUACCCCGUCCAGAUCCCCCUGCACGUGGCCCCCCAGCAGGCGCCUGCCCAGAUGGUCCCCAAGCCCAGCUCGCACCACAGCGGCAGCGGCUCCACCAGCACGGGCUAUGUCACCACCGCGCCCUCCAACGCGUCCGUGGCGGACAGGGCGGCCCUGCUCUCAGAGGGCACGGAGGACAUGCACAAUGUCCCGGAAGACGCGGCCCAGAGCCCCGUGCAGGAGGCAGAAGAGGAAGAGGAAGGCUCCGUCCCAGAGACGGAGCUGCUGGGAGACAACGACACCCUGCAGGUGGAUGAGGCCCAAGGCCAACUGGAAGCCUGA
This is a messenger RNA of Propithecus coquereli (Coquerel's sifaka), 2808 nucleotides long. It is a transcript of the gene ROR2, whose product is annotated as receptor tyrosine kinase-like orphan receptor 2. The transcript has 9 exons. Gene Ontology annotation, cellular component: signaling receptor complex. Bases 1 to 2808 code for a protein of 935 amino acids. Gene Ontology annotation, biological process: protein phosphorylation; cell surface receptor protein tyrosine kinase signaling pathway; multicellular organism development. Lineage: Eukaryota; Metazoa; Chordata; Mammalia; Primates; Indriidae. The record is from RefSeq and is a predicted model, not a curated record. Gene Ontology annotation, molecular function: protein binding; transmembrane receptor protein tyrosine kinase activity; ATP binding.